This is a messenger RNA of Trichoplax adhaerens, 570 nucleotides long. RefSeq lists its product as uncharacterized. Bases 1 to 570 code for a protein of 189 amino acids. Gene Ontology annotation, cellular component: nucleus. The transcript has 7 exons. Gene Ontology annotation, molecular function: ubiquitin conjugating enzyme activity. The record is from RefSeq and is a predicted model, not a curated record. Lineage: Eukaryota; Metazoa; Placozoa; Uniplacotomia; Trichoplacea; Trichoplacidae. Gene Ontology annotation, biological process: ubiquitin-dependent protein catabolic process; protein polyubiquitination.
AUGUCGUCACCAUCUCCAGGGAAGAGACGCAUCGAUACGGAUGUUUUAAAGCUUAUCGAAAGCAAGUACGAAGUUCAUAUACUAAAUGGGAUCAAUGACUUCUGGGUGAAGUUUCACGGCCCGUCCGGCACACCAUAUGAAGGAGGCGUAUGGAAAGUGCAUGUUUUACUACCAGAAAGUUAUCCUUUUAAAUCUCCGUCCAUAGGUUUUAUGAACAGAAUUUAUCACCCUAAUAUUGAUGAAUCGUCAGGAACAGUUUGUUUAGAUGUAAUUAAUCAGGAGUGGACGGCUCUAUACGACCUAUCAAAUAUUUUUGAAACAUUCCUACCACAAUUACUCGCGUAUCCUAAUUCAAGCGAUCCAUUAAAUACUGAAGCUUCUCGAUUACAAAUGCAUAAGCCAGAAGAAUAUUUUAAUAAAGUUAAUGAGCAUGUAAAGAAAUACGCAUCUGAAGAAGCUUUUCGAGGCACAGAUGUACGAUCCUAUAUUAACGCAGACGAAGAAUCAUCUAGUGAGAGCGAGUUAUCUGAUUUAUCAGAAGAAGAUGAGGCACAAGACAUGGAACUAUAG